AUGCCUCGGCCCAUGGAGUUUGAUCAAACUUUUCGGUUCAUCUUCAAGGUUCUACGACUGAUUGGAUACUCCAGCUACCUAACUUCAUAUCCGGACACCUUUCUGGGACGACUCAAGUCCAAUGCCGUUUUCGCAGUGUGCUUCGUCAUGUUGGGAUACUGCGUAUUCGGUCAAGCCAUCAAUAUAGUUUUGCUGAUGACGGGUUACCGCCGCACCGAUCAAAUCAUCGAAGAAGUGGCCAUCCAGGUCAGCUGCACCGGCUUCUGCAUCAUAGGAUUGGCUAAAAUGUACAGCCUGAUGUACAAUCGAGACACUCUGUACGGACUGAUAAAGGAUUUUCGUGUCAAGUGGAAUGCCGACCGUCUUACGGAGAAGGAUCGGCUGAUACGUGACCGGAAGCUGCGUCCCGCUGUGACCAUUUCGACCGUGGCUGCCGUAGGAAAUAUUGUUAUGGUGUCGGCGUUCAACUUUCAGCCGGUUGUGGAGAUGGUUUCCGCCCGGAUGGCCACCGGAGAAUGGGCAAAAUUGUUCCCGUACGUGAUAUGGUUUCCAUUCAACUCGACCUCCGGACCGAUUUACUAUAUACUGUACUUGUUCGAGAUCUAUUCCGGAGUUAUCGUGUGUGUCGGAACAGCGGGAUUCAAUUCUAUUUUUUGCCUGCUUUCUUCACAUCUGUCGAUGCAAUUGAUACUGGUGCGUAGUUGGAUUGAGAGUUCGGUAAAAGCCAAGGAUGGAAAUGCUGGAAAAUCAAGGGAGAAUCUGCGUCGAAUAAUUGAAUAUCAUCAGGACUUGCUCAGAUUCAAGGAUGCUUUGCAAGAAAUAUUUAGUACAACCCUGUUUCUGAAUUUCGCCGCUAGUUCCGUUUUGAUGUGCAUGCAGCUUUAUCUGAUAACUACCGCUGGUUACGCUCUUAUGAUUAAGUUCACGCUCUUCAUGCAAUGCAUUCUAUUGGAGAUCUUUAUUUUGUGCUACUACGGCGAAGAGAUCGUAGUCCAUAGCUCGUCGAUUGCAAAUGGAGCGUACAACUCUAACUGGUACCUGUCGGGAAGUAGCAAGCAGAAUCCUCGCUACGGGAAAAGUUUGAUUCUGGUCAUUCAGCGAGCACAAAGACCAAUGAUUUUGACUGCGUGGAAGUUUUGGCCCCUAACUAUCGGAACAUUCAGUGCGAUUUUGCAAACAUCUUGGUCGUACUUCACAUUGCUGAGAACUGUGAUGCAUUGAAUUCACAUAUUGCGGGAAGGUAUAGGGGAACGGUUCGGCACUUCAUCCCAUAGCUCCUA
Molecule: messenger RNA, 1280 nt
Organism: Armigeres subalbatus
Lineage: Eukaryota; Metazoa; Arthropoda; Insecta; Diptera; Culicidae
Product: odorant receptor 4-like
Exons: 6
Coding region: 1-1221 (406 amino acids)
Biological process (GO): detection of chemical stimulus involved in sensory perception of smell; sensory perception of smell
Cellular component (GO): plasma membrane
Molecular function (GO): odorant binding; olfactory receptor activity
Source: RefSeq, a predicted model, not a curated record